AUGGCUCACACUUCUUGGUGGUCCACCAGACAUCCGCCUCGCCGCCCAACUCCUCCUAUCAGUACUUGUACAAGUAAUCAUCCUCCCCGACCCUCUUCCACCCUCCUCACCCUAGUCGAUACAGCCACUUCCGUCUCUUCCCUCUUAUUGCACGCCAAGUAUGCCGACUGCAAGUUGGACGCCUCCGUCACAGUCACCACCGCUGCAGUUUCGUCCUCUUCGUCAACCGCCUCAGAGUCGGACGACAGCGAGGCCAACAACAAUAACAACGCCAGCGCCACCACCAUGAGCAAAGGCCGUGGUGAACGACGCUCCUCAAUUACCAAAACGGUCGAUUCCUCCCGACAGAUCAAAAUUCCAACAUCCACCAGCAGUCCCGUCCAGAUCCCUCGCCAGUCCAGCCGCACAGGCACCAACCGCGACAAACACCAUGCCUCGCAGCGCAGCAAGCGCACCGCCCGCGAUGUCCACUCGCCAGACGCCGUCUCCCCUUCGGUUGCGGCUCUUCUGGCCAUGACCGAUAUUCCCCGUCACCGCCAACCAGUACGGCAAAAACGGAAAUUUGAAAAGUCUCUGACCGUCCAGGACAUCGUCCAGAACCAGCACGUCUCGGAAAAGGAACUCAGCUUCUCGCUGACGGGCAGCCCUCUGGAUUUGUUACUGUCGCCGCCAGACGAGCUGCCAACGGAAGAUGACAUGAGCACUUGCGAAAGCCCUGAUGGCUUCCCGUUACGGCACACCGUCUCUUGUGACUCGGUCCCGUCGUUGGGUGAUAGCUACGCCACCGACCCGGCGUCUUCGUUUGACUCAUCGCCCUACUUUGCCCGCCCAAGACGCACCCGCAGCCCGGCGCGCAAGUCUCUCGAACCAGUUCGCUCGCCUCCGCAUAUUCUAAGCGACGAGCACCCGCUGUCCCUCGGACUUGACGAGGACGAGUAUCAUCCCAUUGUGUCGGUGCCCGUUGAGGAGCCACCCAUGUCCGUCUUUAGCGAGCCCUUCAAGCCGCUCAAGGCCGCUUUCAAGUCCAACCUGACGGCCUCGCUGCGCGCCCUGCGAUCCGCUGCCAAAUCGUUUUCCAGCAUCAACUUUCCCGCCCUUCCGCCCGACGACCUGCUGUCCCGCUCCAUCCUGACCAUUGACCCCAACGUCCCUUACACGGACGAGCGCCGCCCUCCGGUCACCGAGGAGAUGCCCUCGGCCGAGCUGCGCCGCUACCUCAACCCGACGACGCGGCCUCUCGAAGCCCAGCCCCAAGACGGGCCGCAGCGCCCUCGCCUGACGUCGAUCCAGAUGCAGACGUACAAGGUGCACCGGGCCCGCGUCGCGCCCUCGUGGAACCCUCCGUCUUCAUCAGCCCUGCCGCCUGCAGCCAGCGCGACUGGUACCGGCAUCCUCGGUGGUGGUGCAGGUGGCGGCAGCAGCAGCCCCGCUCCAAAAUCGGGCCACCAUCAGCCCCAGCACCCAAAGGGCCUGCUCCCCGCCGCCAUGCGACAGCGAGAGAUUCGCGAGAAUCCCGACUUCAUUCGCAUCGCCGUCAUGGAAAUGGCUAUGCGCAAGCGUGGCAAGCUCGACGAUCGCAAGCCGGGCCGCGCGCGCUGGGUUCUGCCGCCUCGCAAAGCACCCAUCAAGUCGGCCGACGCCCAAGACGUCGGGCCCAACGGGGUUCCAACCAGGUGGAUCCCCAUUACCUACGAGCAAUGA
Molecule: messenger RNA, 1701 nt
Organism: Beauveria bassiana ARSEF 2860
Lineage: Eukaryota; Fungi; Ascomycota; Sordariomycetes; Hypocreales; Cordycipitaceae
Exons: 1
Coding region: 1-1701 (566 amino acids)
Source: RefSeq, a predicted model, not a curated record